Messenger RNA from Orbilia oligospora ATCC 24927, 1515 nucleotides. RefSeq lists its product as uncharacterized. The record is from RefSeq and is a predicted model, not a curated record. Gene Ontology annotation, cellular component: membrane. NCBI's taxonomy places the organism in Eukaryota, Fungi, Ascomycota, Orbiliomycetes, Orbiliales, Orbiliaceae. Bases 1 to 1515 code for a protein of 504 amino acids. Gene Ontology annotation, molecular function: transmembrane transporter activity. The transcript is spliced from 4 exons. Gene Ontology annotation, biological process: transmembrane transport.
AUGAGCGUGGUCGAAGGAAAAGACAUGGAAGUCGCCCCUGAAAAAACCCGUGCGACGACCCCGGUCUCUGGCAAGGGAGUCUGGGUUGAAGCAGAGAAUGCAUCAACUGUAUCCAAUACCACUGGGGUUGUUAUAGAUGAGAAAACCAAUCAGCGGCUCCUCAAGCGCAUUGAUCGACGUGUUAUGCCAGUGUUGUGCUUUACGUAUGCGCUCCAAUUUUACGAUAAGGCUCUUCUCAGCCAAGCGGCCAUAUUUGGGCUUCGAAAGGACCUACAUUUGGAGAGUGGCUUGAGAUAUUCAUGGGCCUCUUUAAUCUUCUACUUUGGAUACAUAGUCGGCACAUAUCCCAUAUCCUUACUGGCCCAGAAAUAUCCAACCCGUAUCGUUAUUACUGCCAUCACACUGGCUUGGUCGGUCGUAGUCCUAGCGACACCAGCCUGCACGACAUACGAAGGUUUCCUCGCCAAUCGCUUUAUGCUCGGUCUUAUCGAAGCAGGUGUAUCUCCGAUAUUCAUGCUCGUCGUUGGUCUCUGGUAUAAACAUGAAGAACAAGUUUCCCGAUCCAGCUGGUGGUACUCCUUCAGCGGCGGUUCUCUCCUUGUAUCGCCACUCAUUAACUACGGUCUCGGACAUAUUACCGGUGGCUCUCUGCAACCGUGGCAGUAUAUGUACUUUAUUGCGGGAGGAGUCACCGCCUUUUGGGGGGUAGCACUUUGGUGGCUAUUUCCAGACACGCCGCAAUUCGCCAAAGGUUUCACUGAGGAAGAGCGAGUUCUCCUUCUAGAGCGUGUGCGUGGCAAUAAUGCCGGCGCGGAGAACAAAACUUUCAAGAAAGAUCAGAUGAUUGAAGCUCUCAAAGACUAUCAGCUCUGGGGUAUUUCUAUACUGUCCAUCUCUUCUUGCACUGCUUCGGGCGCCAUCACUGCAUUUGCCCCCAUUGUCUUCAACGGCAUGGGUUUCACGGUUUUUCAGUCCUUACUUCUCAAUCUACCUAUUGGCGCACUGGCAUUUAUAUGUAUCCUCGGUUCUGGCUACUUGGGGAGGCACAUUCCAAAUGCACGGUUUCAUAUCAUCUCGGUUGCAUGUCUGCCCGUCAUUCUAGGGUGCGCUUUGCUGUGGCAGCUCCCCUCAUCAAACCGGGCCGGGCGCAUCGUCGGAUAUUAUCUCAUUAAUUUCUUCUCGUCGGCUUGGACGCAGUGCAUCGGCCUUGGUACCUCUAACGUCGCUGGGCACACAAAAAAGGCUGUCUACGCCGCCGUCACAUUCAUUGCUUACUCCCUCGGUAACAUCAUUGGACCGUUGAUGUUUGAUGCUUCAUAUGCCCCGCGUUACGAUCGUAGCUUCAUCGGCAUUAUGAUCUGCUUCGUACUCUGUUUCAUCUGUUCAGAAUUACUCCGAUUGAUUUUAGUAAAGGAAAAUAAACGACGCGAUAUCAAAUACGGCACUCCUGAUAUUGCUCACGGAUUGGAGGACCUGACGGAUCGGCAGAACAAGUCCUUCAGAUAUCAUUUGUAA